AUGCAUGCCGUAGUCGUGGCUUCUCGAGGAGCCAUGAACUACUUCUGGGAUAAAAUCCGAAAUGGUUAUGACGGAUGCGCUGUGACCAGUGAACCAAGCACUUGCCUGAGUGACGUUGUGCACCUGAAUCUGCGGGAAGACGCUCGCGAACGGUCUAGGUUUCAUGUUAUGCAAAGGCAUUUCUCCAGGUAUAAAGAGCAAGAUCAUUCGCACACGGUUAUGGGUUAUGACGACGGAGCUCAGGCUCUAUCAAUGGUGAGCGAUUCCCUCAUUAGCCUGCAUAAUCUCACUGCUGAAGAUUUUCGAAUAUUUGAUCUGCUUCUGAAUAGGAUCAGAGUUGCCCCAAAGUAA
Messenger RNA from Cooperia oncophora, 351 nucleotides. The record is from the annotation of a GenBank genome assembly. NCBI's taxonomy places the organism in Eukaryota, Metazoa, Nematoda, Chromadorea, Rhabditida, Trichostrongylidae.